UAUAUAUAUGAUAUAUCUACGUAAUGUACAUCUCAUAUAUUAAGAGGUGCAGGCCAGAGGGACUCUUCCCAACCGAGAGGAAACCCUAGAUUUCCACCCGAAUCAAUCUACCCAUACCCAACCGAUAACCGAUAAUCAAUUCGGCUACCGGGUCUCAGAUUUGUCAUUGUAUACUUUGAGAUUUGAGAUGCAGUUUACCAGCUUCAGGUUUCUAUGUGAAGAUGCAUAGAUCGGAUUUAGUUUCAUAGUCUUUCAUUCUUGUAAUUCUCAUUUACAUAAUAAUGAUGAAUGAGUUAUAGACUUUUUAAUUUAAUUUAAUUUAAUUUAAUUUAAUUUAUUGUGGUUUUUUUUGUAACCCUGUAAUUGAUGUACCAUAGAGCGGAUUAGGGUUUGUUUGAGUGGUGAGAAUAAUUGAUGGAGAUGGAGAAUUCUCGUAGACCAUUUGACAGAUCGAGAAUCGAGCCGGGGCUGAAGAAACCGAGAUUAGCUGAAGAUCCUGCUAUGAAUCGUACGCUGAAUGUACGGAGUGUUGUUCAGCAACGGCCGAUGGCUUCAGGCUCAGUAGGCUCAAGAUUUCGAGCUAGCGAGAGGGGAGGAGGAGACUCAGAGAGUAGUGACUCAGUUCGUGGAUCUUAUCCACAACAACAGCAGCAACAGAAUCAUCAGGAGCUGGUCAGUCAGUAUAAGACGGCUUUGGCUGAGCUGACCUUCAAUUCGAAGCCAAUAAUCACCAACUUGACUAUCAUUGCCGGCGAGAGUAUACCAGCUGCCAAGGCUAUUGCAGCCACGAUCUGUGCCAACAUUAUUGAGGUUCCCAGUGAUCAAAAGUUGCCAUCUCUCUAUCUUUUGGACAGUAUUGUGAAGAAUAUUGGGAGGGAUUAUAUUAAGUAUUUUGCUACCAGGCUACCAGAGGUUUUUUGCAAGGUGUACAGACAGGUUGAUCCAUCAAUACAUUCUGGCAUGCGGCAUCUUUUUGGAACAUGGAAAGGGGUGUUCCCUCCACAAACACUUCAAUUAAUUGAGAAGGAGCUUGGAUUUACAACUGGGGUCAAUGGUUCAUCUUCAGGAACAACUUCUAGAAAUGAAUCACAGACUCCACGUCCUGCACGUAGUAUUCAUGUCAAUCCCAAGUAUUUGGAGGCUAGGCAGAGCCUGCAGCAGCCAGCUAGGGCAAAGGGAAAUGCUGGUGGCAUUAGUGCAACACUUGUAAGCUCAUCUGAGGAUGUAGAGAGACUGGAGAGAACAGCUAGUGUUAGUUCUGGUCCUCCGGGAAGAUCAUGGGUGGAUCCUUCUAUCAAGAAUAUUCACCGUGUUCAGAAAGGUCAAUUGAAUGAACCGGUAGCCGAGAAAACCUUAAGUGUUGAGAAAACUGUAAAUGUGGCAUAUGCAGAUUCUGAAUAUGGUUCUGAGAUAUCAAGGCGCCCAGGAAUGCAUGGAGGAAUAACUAGUGAAAAGUAUAAGAAACAAGGACUUGACAAACCAUGGUAUGAUUCUGAGAGCAUUGCCACAGGUACAAUCUCCAGCAAAAGGAAUGGUUAUGAUCUUAAGCAUGGACUUCAAAAUUACCCCUCCCACAAAUCUUCAAGUUCUGAAGCAUAUCUACAUGCAACACAAGAUUCUAUCAAUAGAAAUAGCACUGAGUUGAAUAGGAGCUGGAAGCAUUCUGAGGAAGAAGAAUAUGCAUGGGAUGAUAUCCAUUCGAGAUUGCCCAAUCAUGCUUUAGCCAAAAUCACGGUGAAAGAUCAUUGUACUCCUGAUGGUUCUGAAAGAAUGGAUAUAGAGACCCAGCUGCGGAGAUUGCAAAGUGAAAGGGAUGUUGGGUCAAGCUUCAACCCUGAUGCUUCCGCUGCUUCUAUUUCAAUAGUGAACAAAGGCCAAGCAGCAUUUGGACGUGAGGGAUCAUCACUGUGGGCAAGAGAGCUGCAUUCAUUAGAUGGAGUAACUGCUCCAGUGUCUGCUAGAGAUUUUUCAAGUCACUCUGAAGACUAUUGCAAUUCUUUCAGUGGGUUGUCAAAUGCUGGGAAUUCAAUUGCUAAGACAUCUUGUAAGCCACAAACAGGAUCAGUUUCUAUUGGAACAGCAAGAUUUGGACUAUCAUCAAAUGCAGCUGUAGAAAAGGAGUCUCGCAGUGCUGCAUCUCCCUCUGCACAGUCACCAAUGCACCAGCUUCCGCCCUCACCAUCUAAUCAAGUAGCUUUCAAUGUAGCAGAGCGAGACCAAGCCGAGGCUACACUCCGUCCAGAUCCAAGAACUUCUCAAUUUCCUAGGAGGUCGAAUUUAGACCCCCGUCAAAGGUUUUAUCAGGAUUCUCAGCCAACACUCUCUAAUAAUGCCCAUUUGGGUAGUUCACCAAGAACAAAUCCCCAAAGCUUAUCAGAUUCUUCUCAAGGAAGGGAUCACACUCCCUUUGCUAAGCAGCAGCUAGAACCAAAAUGUGAGGUGGCUGAAUAUUUGGAUCAAGCUAAGGAACUACCAAUUUCUCAAAUACCAGGUGUUACUGAGCCAUCAUUGCCUGUCAGUUCAUCGUCUAGCCCUUCAAUUAUUCUAGGUGCAGAAUCCCCCUUGCAAGCAACUACUAGCAGUUUGUUAGCUGCUGUCAUGAACAGUGGCAUAUUGGGCACUAAUUCUGUAAUUGACAGCUUGCCUAGAUUGAAUUCUCAGGAUGCAGGGUCUUUGUCAUCUCAAUCAGUUAAACUAACUAUAGCUUCUACUAAGAGCAAACCAGCCACUGUCGUAAGUGAGCCUUCACAGAGGAAUGCAUCAGUUCUCACUACAUAUUCCCAGGGAAACCUGGAAAAGCCACCAUUGCCACCUGGCCGAUAUCCUUCUUUUUUGGCUAGUUCAUCCAUGUCUUCUUCAAAUGUGGCGAGUGCUGGCUCUAAUCCAGUGUCAAGCCUUCUGAGUACAUUGGUUGAAAAGGGAUUGAUAACUGCAUCAAAAGAAGAGUCCCCAACUUCUUUUGAGUCACAUGUACCUCCUCAAACUUUGAACCAGAGUCUUUCAAGUGUAAAUACUAGUACAGAAACAGCUUUGCCAUUUCCAGUCUCCUCAGAAAACCCUUCAUUGUCUAUGGAGGACAGCCAAGCUCUUGCAAAACCUGCUGCUAAAGCUUCUGAUGGUUUGCAGCAGUCUGUUGCAAGAGAUAUUAAAAAUCUAAUUGGUUUUGUGUUUAAGCCAGAUGUAAUUAGACAGCCACAUCCAGUUGUGAUCAGUGAACUUUUAGAUGAUCUACAACAUCAGUGUGGUAUAUGUGGUUUUAAACUUAAGCUCAAGGAGCAACUUGAUAGACAUAGAGAAUGGCAUGCAUCCAAAAUUCCAGAUAUGAAAAUGUUGAAUAAGUCUUCCAGGAAGUGGUAUGCAAAUUCAAAUGAAUGGAAUGUUGGAAAUGCUAGCUUUGAAGAGGAGCCUGUCGAAAAAUUGGAAUGUACUGUGCAGAUGGUUCCAGCUGAUGAAAGUCAGUGUUUAUGUGUCUUGUGUGGCCAGCUUUUUGAGGAUGUUUUCAGUGAUGAAAUGGAUCAGUGGAUGUUCAAAGGUGCUGUUUAUGUCAGUACUCAAUCUUUGGGCGACAAGAGUGGAAGAACUAACGUGAGUCCUGCUCAGGGUCCUCUAGUCCACAAAAACUGCAUUACAGAAAGUUCUGUUUAUGAUCUGGGGCUGGUUCAGGAUAUUAAACAGCAUGCCACACAAGGAGUGCAUGAAGCUGUGUCUGGGGUUCAUUAUAUUUUGUGCAUCUUUUGAUAGGUUUAAUGGGGAUGAGAGAUAUCAGUUCAAAGUUGGAGCAUGUUGUUGGAAGAAGAUAAUAUCUGAGGCUUGAAUGCAGAAUUCUGGAAUCUGGGCACUGCAAAUUUCAGGGACUCCCCAGUUUACAUUAUGUCUUCUGUCAUGGAAUGGAAGAUCUGGUUCUUAGGCGAUCAUCGGCUUUUGUUCCGUAUCAAAUCGAGAAGAGGGAAGUAUUAGGCAGUGCAAAGCUUAUAUCGCAUCUGUAGUUUUUCUUUCUCCUGUUAUUUUACAUCAACCCAAAGUGGAAUUUUGGCUGCAUUUCAACUAUAGCUGCUCUGCAGACCCCAUCCCAUGUAACCCAAAAAAGAGAGCAAGUUAAAAGAGUUUUGGUAAUUAUUGGUUAAACAAUAUGAUGACUCUCAUUAGUUUUGCUUGCUGGUGACUUAUUUCUUAGUGAUGCUACAGUUUAUUUU
Molecule: messenger RNA, 4193 nt
Organism: Ipomoea nil (Japanese morning glory)
Lineage: Eukaryota; Viridiplantae; Streptophyta; Magnoliopsida; Solanales; Convolvulaceae
Exons: 8
Coding region: 415-3738 (1107 amino acids)
Biological process (GO): termination of RNA polymerase II transcription
Cellular component (GO): mRNA cleavage factor complex; cytoplasm
Molecular function (GO): RNA polymerase II complex binding; mRNA binding
Source: RefSeq, a predicted model, not a curated record